AUGACCUCUACCAUUGGAAUUCCGAUCAAGCUUCUCAACGAAGCAACCCUACUCGAAGCCGAAGACAACAUGAACUGCCAACUCAGAGACAUCACCGUCACAGCAAGGGAUGGCCGCGUAUCACAUCUGGACCAGGUCUACAUCAGAGGAUCGCACGUCCGAUACUUUAUCGUUCCGGACAUGUUGAGAAAUGCGCCCAUGUUCAGAGCAAGAAAUGUCCGUGGAAGAGGUGUCGGUCUGGCCAGAGGUCGUGCUACCGUCAACAGAGCCAGAGGCCAAAGAGGUGGACCCCGUGGAUAA
Aureobasidium musti is the source of this 300-nucleotide messenger RNA. The record is from the annotation of a GenBank genome assembly. NCBI's taxonomy places the organism in Eukaryota, Fungi, Ascomycota, Dothideomycetes, Dothideales, Saccotheciaceae.